AUGGUUAAAACUGGCAAGUUUGUGGAACCGCUCGCCGCCGGCCUCGUCUUCUACGAGAGCUCGCCCGAGGACGAGCGCCAGCUGCGCGACAUGAUCCAGAGCGCCGUGGACGUCGCCAUCCGCAAGCAGCUGGACGGCCUGCGGUGCCCCGGCGGCAUCCGCAAGCGACAGGCCUCGUUGCAGAGUGUCAACCUGCAGUCGGUUGCGGACGACAUCAGCCUGCAGCUGGUGGACACCAAGGAGACGAUCGCGGCGCAGCUGCAAGACACGCGGGAGGCGAUGCGGGACACGGUGGCGGCCGUGGAGGACUCCAUGCGUCAGCUGGAGCUGGCGGCGCAGGAGCAGUACGACAGCCUGCUCAAGUCGGUGGUGGACGUGGCCGAGAUCGCCAUCGGCACCCAGCAGGCCGUGCAGCAGCAGCUGGGCAACCUCACCGAGCGCAUCGCCGAGCUGGGCCGCAACGUCAGCCGGCGCGAGCCCGCCGACGAUCCCGACAUGCGGCUGGCCCUGCUCAGCGACUCGUUCUACCGCUUCGCCAACAACUCGCGCCAGCAGCUGCGCCAGGGCUUCACCGUCAGCGGCGAGUACGUCAUCCGGCCGGAGCUGGGCCGCGCCCGGCUCGUCUCCGUCUACUGCGACAUGGCGACGGCCGGCGGCGGCUGGACGGUGCUGCAGCGGCGCGCCGACCUGCCGCAGCAUGAGGACUUCUUCCGCGACUGGGACGACUACCAGCGCGGCUUCGGAAACCGCAGCGCCGAGUUCUGGCUCGGCAACGAGCUGAUCCACCAGCUGACGCGCGACCGGCGGGUCACACUGCGGCUCGACAUGUCCGACCUGGACGGCGAGCGGCGCUACGCCGAGUACGCCGGCUUCGCCGUGGCGCCCGGCAGUGAUCAGUACCGGCUGACGGUCGGCGCGUACACGGGCACGGCCGGCGACGGCCUGAGCAGCGCCAACGGCGUCGGCUUCACCACCCGCGACACCGACAACGACCUGUACGGCGCCGGCAACUGCGCCGAGCUCUACAAGGGCGGCUGGUGGUACGACGCCUGCCACAACGGCAACCCCAACGGCCUGUACCUGCGCGGGCCGCACGGCAGCUACGCGGACGGCAUCGACUGGCGCUUCUGGCGCGGCUUCCACUACUCCCUCGCUACCAUGGAGAUCAAGAUCCGGCCGACUGGCUUCAGGCCCACACAACUGCGUUGACCAAGGCCCGGAACGUGUUGUUUUUGUUUCAGUCUUCCUCGACGGAUGCGUGUCGACGCAAAUGCAGAAGUCUGGGUGAUCGGUGUGACAUACGCAUACCAUGACGCCAGAGCAUCUCUGGUGGGAUGCCUAACAGGGCGUGCCGGCGCCAGCAGAGUUUCCUGCCGGCAGCAAUACGCGGCUCUCUCACUGGCGAACGAAUAAGAAGCGAUUCACACUGUGUGCGCUUGUUGCGUAUAGACGUCAGGACAUCCACAACGUGCGUGUGCUACGACAUCUACAAUGUGUGUGUGUGUGUGUGUGUGUGUGUGUGUGUGUGUGCGUGUGUGUGUGUGUGUGUGUGUGUGUGUGUGUGUGUGUGUGUGUGUGUGUGUG
Molecule: messenger RNA, 1584 nt
Organism: Pollicipes pollicipes
Lineage: Eukaryota; Metazoa; Arthropoda; Thecostraca; Pollicipedomorpha; Pollicipedidae
Product: techylectin-5B
Exons: 5
Coding region: 1-1209 (402 amino acids)
Biological process (GO): positive regulation of heterotypic cell-cell adhesion; platelet aggregation; blood coagulation, common pathway
Cellular component (GO): fibrinogen complex
Molecular function (GO): extracellular matrix structural constituent; protein-macromolecule adaptor activity
Source: RefSeq, a predicted model, not a curated record